This is a messenger RNA of Theobroma cacao (cacao), 1216 nucleotides long. RefSeq lists its product as uncharacterized. NCBI's taxonomy places the organism in Eukaryota, Viridiplantae, Streptophyta, Magnoliopsida, Malvales, Malvaceae. The record is from RefSeq and is a predicted model, not a curated record.
AUAUGCCUAUUGGAGCGCAUUAAAGCACUCCAACCCCCUGCCGCCUGCCUCCGAAGUCCAAAUCCGAUGCAUUGCAUAAGAGAGUCUCCGCUGUCGGUUUCAGGCAUUUAAAGCCCCUGCUUCCCAACUGUUAGCUGUUACCCCUCCAACUGCUUGCAUUUGCAUUGGAUCAAAUAUCAAUAUCAGCCCCGCUACUUCACCAUAAUACCCUUUCUUUUUUCGUUUUUUCCACCACAAUCAAUUAAAACUCCAAGGAGGCUUUUCUGAUCAGAAUCAGAACAAUGACGGAAGAUCACGAACAAAUCUCCCAGAAAAAACACAGGCAAAAUAUAUGCAAACGCCGGUGUCUCUCAGUCGGUUGUGUGCUCAUCAUCUGCCUUCUGCUGAUAUUCAUCAUAUUUCUUGUCCUGGCAUUAACCGUAUUCAAAGCCAAGCAGCCUAGAAUCAAACUCCUCUCAGCAACACUUGAUGGGGUCUCUCCUCGUAUCACAUUCCCAGUUAUUAAUAUUCAACUCAACAUCACACUCGACCUCCAACUCCUUGUUGUAAAUCGAAACCGUGCCAGCUUCAAGCACGGUUCUGGCAAGAGUUUCCUUUCAUAUCGAGGCAACCAGAUUGGGGAGGCUGACAUCCCACCAGGUUUUAUACCUGCGAUGGGGUCCACAACAAUUUCCUCCCGUCUUACACUCGAGGUUGACGAGGUGGUGUCCAAUAUAACAGCUCUGGUCAGUGAUGUAUUGGAUGGGCAACUUGUCGUGGAUUCUCGGACAAGGAUUCCAGGCAGGGUCACCUUCCUGAAGCUUUUCAAGAAGCAUGCUGUUGCUACAUCUGAAUGCCACUUUACCAUAGCUGUUCUAGCUCUCAAGAUCCAAAGCCAGGAGUGCAAGACUAAGACAAAGCUGUGAGUUGGAUGCGUUGCGUGUUAACUGCUUAAUUUGUGACUGGGAGCAUCUUUACUUAUUAAUCCUCCUCCCCUUUUACUUUGUAUAUAGAACGCGUACAGUAUGCUCUUUCUGUUUGUUUGUGCUGGUCGUCAUACUUAAUUUAGGGAUGAUAAAGCACUGGAUAUAGAUCAUAUUCUUUUUUUUUUUUGUUUUGCUUUUCUUAGACAGCUUCUAAAUGCACACGGGUCUCUUUGCACUUCUCUUUGCUUCGACAUCUCUUUUCUUUCUCUUCUAAAAUGAAAGAAGUAGAAUUAUCAAAGAAGGUAAGGAUA